Messenger RNA from Spea bombifrons (plains spadefoot toad), 1315 nucleotides. Its product is annotated as protein CEPU-1-like. The transcript has 10 exons. Gene Ontology annotation, cellular component: neuron projection. The record is from RefSeq and is a predicted model, not a curated record. The coding region runs from base 62 to 1183 and encodes 373 amino acids. Lineage: Eukaryota; Metazoa; Chordata; Amphibia; Anura; Pelobatidae.
GCGACCCCCGCACCGUGCAGCCGGGACCCCCGAGCCUGCCCGGACCCCUGCCCCAGCCAGCAUGGACACACUGCCGGCCAGGAUCAUGCACUCGCUGCCCUGCCUCAUCAUCAGUGGUUUGGCUGUUCUGUGUCUCCUGCAAGGAGUGCCGGUGCGCAGCGGGGAUGCCGGCUUCUCCAAAGCCAUGGACAACGUCACGGUUCGGCAGGGGGACAGCGCCAUCCUCAGAUGCACAGUGGACAGCAGAGUGACGCGGGUGGCUUGGCUGAACCGCAGCACCAUAUUGUACACCGGCAACGACAAGUGGUCAAUAGACCCUCGCGUGGUGCUUCUGGCCAACACACAGAGCCAGUUCAGCAUCGAGAUCCAGAACGUGGACAGUUACGACGAGGGAGCUUAUACCUGCUCUGUGCAGACGGACAAUCAGCCGAAAACAUCCCGCGUACAUCUCAUCGUACAAGUUCCCCCUCGGAUCACAGAGAUCUCCUCAAACAUUGCAGUAAAUGAGGGAAGCAACGUGAGCUUGGUCUGUAUGGCCACCGGAAAGCCGGAUCCUGUAAUAAGUUGGAGGCAUCUGUCUCCAAGAGCGCACAACUCCAUGAGCGAGGACGAGUAUCUGCAAAUCAUCGGUAUCACCAAGGAACAGUCGGGGGUGUAUGAAUGCAGCGCAAGUAAUGACGUGGCUGCACCAGACGUCCGCAGAGUCAAAGUAACCGUCAACUAUCCCCCGUAUAUCUUCGAUACGCUGAAUAUCGGAGCCCCCCUGGGGCAUCAGGGUGUAUUGAGAUGUGAGGCCUCGGCAGUCCCCUCAGCUGAGUUCAAGUGGUUCAAGGAAGAUAAGAGGCUGAGCGAUUCACGGCGCGGGGUGAAGGUGGAAAACAGCGAGAGCUUUUCUCGGGUUACGUUCUUUAAUGUUUCCGAACAAGACUACGGGAACUACACGUGUGUAGCAACAAAUAAAUUGGGCCAAACCAACGCCAGCAUCAUCCUAUUCGAAAUAUUCCAGUCCACCCGGUCACCCUUAAUGCAAGAAGAGAUCACAGCUGCCUUGACCCCCUUUAAAGGCCCUGGAGCCGUUCACGACGGAAACAGCAGUUCACCCCCGUGCCCCGUCUGCGCGCCGCUGUCUCUUCUCUUCUUCCUGCUUCCUCUCUCUCUUCUCUUCCCUCCUGCCCAGUUUUGACCGUUGCGAAGUAGCAUCAAGGAUUCCUCGGGGGAGGGAACAAGGAAGUAAAAAAAACAACAACAACAAAUUUAAAAUAAAACAAUGUAAUAAAUAAGAAGAAAAGAAUUUAUAAAAUCUGAUGUCUUGAAA